Phlebotomus papatasi is the source of this 2500-nucleotide messenger RNA. RefSeq names its product insulin gene enhancer protein isl-1 (gene tup). The coding region runs from base 718 to 2004 and encodes 428 amino acids. Gene Ontology annotation, molecular function: cis-regulatory region sequence-specific DNA binding; DNA-binding transcription factor activity, RNA polymerase II-specific. Gene Ontology annotation, cellular component: nucleus. The record is from RefSeq and is a predicted model, not a curated record. Lineage: Eukaryota; Metazoa; Arthropoda; Insecta; Diptera; Psychodidae. The transcript is spliced from 8 exons. Gene Ontology annotation, biological process: positive regulation of transcription by RNA polymerase II; neuron fate specification; axonogenesis.
AUUCCGGAUUUGUGUGGUGGAAGCGGCGCACAACUCCAGGCCACACCGAACUCCGUACGACAAGUUGCACACAAACCCAACACAAUUCGCCGUCGCUUCGAGCAGUUGUGUGCUGACUCUCAAAGUGGGAACACUGCCGCUCAGACCACCUCUGAACGUUCCGCUGUGCGCGUUUUACCGGAAUCGCGGAUCAUUUGUGCGCAUCCUUGUUAUUACUCUUUUUUUUUCAAGGAAGUUGCCAGCAAACUAAAAGAAAAGUGAUUAGGAGAGAGAUUAUCCCUAAAAAUAAGAACCUAUCCCAAACCUAAGAAACAAGGAACUUUUCUAUUAAGGACCUAUCAAGGAUACCCUGGUCUGGAUUAAGUUUGAAUUAAUUUGAGAAUUUUUGGGCGUCGGCUUUCAACCCCCAUAGAAACUUCUUUUUUUCCAAUAAAUGUGACCAAAUCCCGGUGAAACCAUGAAAAUUCUCUGACAUAUUUACACUUCGCAAGGAGAUCGGAAUCCUUAAAACCCGUAUUUUGUUGAAAGACAAAAGGAAUUUUUGAAAAAUAAAAACAGUGAUUAUGUGUCUGGAGAGCUAAAUUCGGUAUUCUGGUUCCUCGGUUAUUUUUUUUUUAAUAACAGCAAAGUGUUGGUGAAGUGAAUCCUUCGCCGAAGUGAGAGUGGAUUAGAAAUAAAGCCAAAACGUCCUCGCCAGACACACAAUAUUCCCCAUAUAUGGUAAUGGCAGAGAUCGGUGGCCCUCUGGCUCACCAGCUUCCCUUGCAUAAUCAUCGUGGUGGACUCGUGCAACCAUCAUUGGUGAUGAACCAUCACUUGGAUCUGGAUUGUCAUGGGCAUGACAUUAAUCCCAAGAAACAACGAUUAUCCCUAUGCGUGGGAUGUGGUGGUCAAAUUCACGAUCGUCAUAUUCUGCGUGUUGCACCAGAUCUCGAAUGGCAUGCGGCAUGUCUCAAAUGCCAGGAAUGUCGCCAAUUUCUAGAUGAAAAUUGCACGUGUUUCGUCCGCGAAGGCAAAACAUACUGCAAGAGAGAUUACGUUAGGUUAUUUGGAACAAAAUGUGAUAAAUGUGGUAGUUCUUUUAGUAAAAAUGACUUUGUAAUGAGGGCAAAGACAAAAAUUUAUCAUAUUGAAUGUUUUCGCUGUUCAGCAUGUGCCCGACAAUUAAUACCAGGAGAUGAAUUUGCUUUAAGAGAUGGCGGUUCUCUGUACUGCAAAGAGGAUCAUGACGUGAUAGAAAAGAGCGCCCAAAGUACCGUACCCCCAUCGUUAGAAAGUAAUAAUAACAACAAUAAUAAUACAAAUUUAAGCAAUAACAAUCAUUCCAGUGAGCUCGGUUCAAUGUCAGACUCUGGAAGUGAAUCUGGCUCCCAUAAGAGUAUCCGAGAAAAGAGACCAAGUGGUCCAUCGGGUGAUGGAAAGCCUACAAGAGUUCGAACCGUUCUCAAUGAAAAGCAACUCCAUACACUCAGAACAUGCUACAAUGCCAAUCCACGACCUGAUGCCCUGAUGAAGGAGCAACUGGUGGAGAUGACAGGACUCUCACCUCGUGUUAUUCGUGUGUGGUUUCAAAAUAAACGCUGCAAAGAUAAGAAGAAAACGAUGCAGAUGAAACUACAAAUGCAGCAAGAGAAGGAUGGCCGUAAAAUGGGCUACGGAGCUAUGCAAGGAAUUCCGAUGGUGGCGAGUUCUCCGGUUCGUCAUGAUUCCCCGCUCAAUUUGCACGGAUUGGAAGUGACGGCGUACCAGCCUCCGUGGAAGGCCCUUUCGGACUUUGCCUUACACGCGGAUCUCGACAACAACGGUGCCGUGAAUCCCCACACGCCCGCUUUCCAGCAUCUCGUGAAUCAGAUGCACGGCUAUGAUAUUGGCGGAAUGCCUACGGCUCAAGGUCCACCGCCACAGAUGAAUGGACCUCCAAUGGAUGGAAGCCAUCAUCCGGACAGCACAGAUUCGUACGUUACGUAUCUGGAGAGCGAUGACAGUAUGCAGGGCAGCCCCUAAGGCAUUCAGAGAGUGCUCAAAGACAAGCCACUUCCCUGGGAAGGAGGCUUUCAAAGAGAGUCAAAGGCGCAACAUGCAUUCAGGAUCACUGAGAAUGCAUUGGAAUCUUUAUAGAGAUUACAACCUACUUAUAGUGGAUUAAUUUUGAAAUAAUGUGUAAAUACUGUGAGAAUAAUACCAAUAAUUUAAAUUUAUAAAUUUCUCCCUUUUCUCAAAGAGACCCUUCUUCCGAUUUUUUUUUAUUUUAGACCGAAAAAUUGGAGUAAAAUGCAUUUAACAGGAGAAAAAAUACAACUCCGAAAUGAACUAAAAAAAAUGUACAGAAAAUAUUUUGUGAAAUUUAUAAUUUUAUUUCGGGUCAAAGAUUAAAACAUAUAGAGCAUAAUGCAGCAAAAACUCUUGUAUCAAAAAAAAACAAAACUAUUGUAAUUAAUCUCUAAAUUAUACAUACAUGUAUUAUUGUAUACAUACCGAGAUUAAAGAUUUUCAAUAUAAA